AGUCGUCAAACGAAGACCUUCGGUUCAAACAGUACGUCGGGAUUUUAAUAAGCUGGGUGGUCUCUUUCCGGUCGGGCUCGACUCUUGCCGACUUCAUAGACAUUUCCUUACUAUUUUCUAGGCCACCGCGUGGGAGUGGUUUGCCACUGUCUUCCCCCGGGAUGCUUUCCGAUUUCCUAUACGACACUGCAGCCCUGGGAUUCCCUAGUGGUCUCCUAUCCACGCACUAACUAGUCCCGACCUGCGUAGCUUCAAAGGUACUUUUGCUGAAAGAGAGAGAAUACAAAAUGGCAGAAGCAGUUUUUCAUCCUCCAAGAAGGAAAAGGAAAGUAUACGAAUCGUAUGACUCUCCAUUCCCUAUUUCUCCCUCUGCAGAAGGCAGUCAUGGAGGACUUUAUAAAAUGUGCCAGGCUGAAUUUAUAAAUAACAAUGUAAUUGUGAAGAACCCUGAAGAUAUAGAACAGCUAUACAGCAAGGGAUUUUUUGGAAAAGGUAUUCUUUCAAGAAGUCGGCCAGAAUAUAGUAUUUCAGAUCCUGUGUUGGCUGCUAAGUGGAAAGAUGCUAAAUUAAACAUGCCAAUAGUCUCAUCAAAAAAGUACCAAUGUUGUGUUGGAUGGGCUAAAAAUCUUCUGUCAGAACAGGGAAUGGAUGACCCCACAAUCCACACAAUUAUUCAAAAUUACACUAAACAAAUUAAUCUAAGGAUAGAAACUGGACAAAGUAAUGAAUUUCAAGAUGAAGGAAUGCUUAAAAUGGAAGCCAAUAAAGAAGAGCCAGCGCUUUUAAUGACUUCAUCUGAAAUUAAUGGGAAUAACAUCAUGUGUUUCAAAGAUGAUUCACUUUGUGAUCCAUUAGUCAAAUAUGACUGUAGUGAAUCAGACAUAACAGACUCUAAAAUGGUAGCUAAAACUCAUUCAGCACAACAGUGUCCUCUUAAUAUGUGUGAUAGCUGCAGAGAAGAUGAUUAUAUUGAACCAGAAUCUCAUUGUUUUAUUAAUAAUGAAUAUGAGCAUGAGCUUGUAUUAAUACAAGAAGAAUCAGAUCUGUGUUCAGAAGAGGAAACAAGUGAGGAAUUGCAUUUAAUCAAAAAAGCAAAAUUAGUAUGCAGAAGAAAUCCGUUCAGGAUAUUUGAAUAUCUGCAACUCAGUCUAGAAGAGGCUUUUUUCUUGGCCUAUGCUCUGGGAUGUUUAAAUAUUUAUAGCAAUGAGGCACCUUUAUCUAUCCUGAAGCUAUGGGACCUUUUUAGCAAAGCACAACCCAAUUUUAAGGCUACAUACAUGGCUUAUCAUUAUUUCCGCGGUAAAGGAUGGGUCCCUAAAGUUGGCCUGAAAUACGGAACUGAUUUGUUGCUAUAUCGAAAAGGCCCUCCUUUUUACCAUGCCAGCUAUUCUGUGAUUGCCGAAUUAGUUAAUGAUGAUUUUGAUGGACCAUUGCACAGACCAUUCAGCUGGAAAUCUUUGUCUGGAUUGAACAGAACUACAGCAAAUGUUUCUAAGGAACUCAUGUUCUGCUAUUUGAUUAAGCCAUCUGAUAUGAAUGAAAAAGAAAUGCUUUCACCCGAAUGUCUCAAAAGAAUGAAAGUUCAGGUAUGUAUGUCUCCUCCCAAUUUAACGUUUUGUCAGGUACAAGCAUUGAAUUAUUAUUUAUUUACUGCUAUAAACCUACGAGUAUAAUACAUGGCUUCUGGAAUUUAGAACACAUACACAAUAUCUGGAUUUGCAAUACAAUUAAAUUUAUCUUAGUAUAUCAGAAUUAUCUGAGUCAUUUAUGCACUGUCAGUUCCCUGAAGCCAAAUAUAUAUAUAUUAGAAGAGAUUGAAAUGCAGCUACACCUUUGUUUGAAUAACAGUUUCAUUUCUUCCUAAGAAAUAGGAAUGAUGGAGGAUCCAAGUACAUUAAACUAAUUUGUCCAGCAAUAAGUUAGAUAGUCCUUGUUUAGUGACUACCUUGUUUAGCAACCUUUGCAGUUAUGGAGAUGAAAAAGUAACUUUGCGACCAAUCCUCGCAUUUAUGACCUUUGCAGUUCUGUAAAAGCGAAGGAAGGCUGAAGUAAGAUCAUAAGCAUAGACACGGUUAUGUGUCUUAGCAACCACUUUGCUUAACGACUGAGUUGCUGGUCCCAGUUGUGAAGCACUGCUAAUAGCAAGGCAGCAGGAGACAACGGUAUCCCAGAUGAACUGUUUAAAAUCUUGCAAGAUGAUGCUGUCAAGGUGAUG
Molecule: messenger RNA, 2215 nt
Organism: Candoia aspera
Lineage: Eukaryota; Metazoa; Chordata; Lepidosauria; Squamata; Candoiidae
Gene: TSEN2
Product: tRNA splicing endonuclease subunit 2
Exons: 11
Coding region: 288-1673 (461 amino acids)
Biological process (GO): tRNA-type intron splice site recognition and cleavage; tRNA splicing, via endonucleolytic cleavage and ligation
Cellular component (GO): tRNA-intron endonuclease complex
Molecular function (GO): nucleic acid binding; tRNA-intron lyase activity
Source: RefSeq, a predicted model, not a curated record